AAGCGGAAAGUCCAAGAUGGCGGACUAAGCGGCGUGGCUUUCCGGAGAAGUUUCACAUUUACGAUCUUAUAGAUUCAAAAAUUGCAACAAAUACCUCAACUAUUCACAUUUUCUUAAGCCCACCAAACGGACUUUGAGUGUGGAGCGACGGCGUGUUAUCUGAAGUGAAGAUUGAAGACGUGAUAGAAGAUGGACGACUACUGCUAUGCUAAGAUGGCGACGUCCGCUAAAAGAGAACAUGAAAGAGAAUCAGCGCCACCAACGGAGAACAAUCUGAAAAGCGAAGACGAAGACGUCCAGCAGCUGAUCGGUAAUCCAGAAGAAGUUUCCCCUCAGUUAGGGGGGAGCUCCACUUUGAAGCAGGAGACUCCACAACCACCCUGCAUUAAAAAGGAAGAGGAGGAACUCUGCAUCACUCAGGAGGGAGAGUGUCUUCUAGGACGAGAGGAAGCUGAUUACACCAAGUUUCCACUGAGUAUUCUCUCAGUGAAGACUGAAGAUGAUAAAGAGAAACCACAAGACGAAAACGAGGUUGAAGAACCUUUGAGCAGCGAUAAAGACUGUGAAGACGUCCAGCAGCUGAUCGGUAAUCCAGAAGAAGUUUCCCCUCAGUUAGGGGGGAGCUCCACUUUGAAGCAGGAGACUCCACAACCACCCUGCAUCAAAAAGGAAGAGGAGGAACUCUGCAUCACUCAGGAGGGAGAGUGUCUUCUAGGACGAGAGGAAGCUGAUUACACCAAGUUUCCACUGAGUAUUCUCUCUGUGAAGACUGAAGAUGAUGAAGAGAAACCACAAGUAGACAACCUCUUAGCUCCACUAUCAGAUAGUGAGGCUGAAGACGAGGUUGAAGAACCUUUGAGCAGUGAUACAGACUGUGAAGGUGAUAUGAGGACUCACACUGACAACAAACACUCUGAAUGCUCUACAAAGAAGAGAGGUAAAACAUGUUUGAGCUGCUCAGUUUGUGCUGAAAGUUUUACUACAAAGUGCAGUUUGACUCGACACAUGAGAACACACACAGGUGAAAAACCAUUUAAUUGUUCAGUUUGUGGCAAAAGCUUUUCUCAAAAUAGCCAUUUGACUCAACACAUGAGAACACACACAGGUGAAAAACCAUUUCAUUGUUCAGUUUGUGGUAAAAGCUUUUCUGUUAAGUGCCGUUUGAUUAACCACAUGAAAACACACACAGGUGAACAACCAUUCCGUUGUUCAGUUUGUGGCAAAAGCUUUUCUCAAAAUAUCUAUUUGACUUACCACAUGAGAACACAUACAGGUGAAAAACCAUUUAAUUGUUCAGUUUGUGACAAAAGCUUUUCUCAAAAUAACCAUUUGACUCAACACAUGAGAACACACACAGGUGAAAAACCAUUUAAAUGUUCGGUUUGUGGCAAAAGCUUUUCUCAAAAUGGCUCUUUGACUCAACACAUGAGAACACACACAGGUGAAAAAACUUUUAAUUGUUCAGUUUGUGACAAAAGCUUUUCUCGAAAUAGCUUUUUGACUGAACACAUGAUAACACACACAGGUAAAAAACCAUUUAAUUGUUCAGUUUGUGACAAAAGCUUUUCUCAAAAUAGCUGUUUGACUCAACACAUGAGAACACACACAGGUGAAAAACCAUUUAAUUGUUCAGUUUGUGGCAAAAGCUUUUCUCAAAAUAGCCAUUUGACUCAACACAUGAGAACACACACUGGUGAAAAACCAUUUAAUUGUUCAUUUUGUGGCAAAAGCUUUUCUCAUAACAACUCUUUGUGUCGACACAUAAGAACACACGCUGGAGGAAAACCAUUUAGUUGUUCAGUGUGCUGUAAAAGGUUCACAUAUAAUGCAGACGCAGUUAAACACAUAAAAACACACAAGGGAAAAAAACCAAUUAGCUGUUUAGAAAGACCGCGCCCCAAGCAGGAAGUGACGCCAGAAAGACCGCGCCCGACACAGGAAGUGACGCCAGAAAGACCGCGCCCGACACAGGAAGUGACGCCAGAAAGACCGCGCCCCACACAGGAAGUGACGCCAGAAAGACGCGCCCCACACAGGAAGUGAUGUCAGAAAGAACGCGCCACAGCCAGCUUCAUAAUAAAGCGGUAUCGUAACUCGGAGCUAACCACUGGAAAUAUGGAGGCGAGUCAUCCAGACAUGCCCGUGUUUCUCCUUCUUCUACAUGUACAGACACUUGUGGAAAUCACACAUGAAUACCUUAAGAGAAAGCGAAUGCAGUUAUUUGGGAUACAACACUUCUCGGACGAGAAGAGAACUUUCCAAUGUGUGAUUCACUACAAUAGGGCCCCAAAGCACACUGGAUUCCAGUUAAUUGAAAUACCACAACACUGGAUAUUGUUAAGAUAAGUUAAAUUUAAGAACUUGCACACAAAGCAACACUGGAGUUAAAACUGUGACGUGUGCAUAUUCCGCGCGUGCAUAUUAGGUAUCGUUACGCCGGCUGACGGAGGCGGGGAGGGGGUCUUAAACGGUGGCAUUGUGUGUGUGUGUACAAGGAUAAGGUUAGGUGGGAUUUACCCUGGAUAACCUACUUGGUGUAAACGGGUCCUAAAAAGAAUAUAUUGCGUUACCAUAAAUGAAUGAUGAUUAAUCACAGUGUUCGUUUAGACCGGCGCAGGAAGGCAUUGCACAGGCAGCGAUGACGUCACACACCAGUGGUAGAGGGGUGUGCUCUGUCCAAUAAUGGCUUUUUUGCCAAUAUUCGGAUAUUGUCUAACUCUUAAUUACCGAUUCCGAUAUCAAUCCAUACCGAUAUAUAUACAGUUGUGGAAUUAACACAUGAUUAUGCCUCAUUUUGUUGUGAUGCCCCGCUGGAUGCAUUAAACAAUGUAACAAGGUUUUCCAAAAUAAAUCAACUCAAGUUAUGGAAAAAAGUGCCAACAUGGCACUGCCAUAUUUAUUAUUGAAGUCACAAAGUGCAUUAUUUUUUUUAACAUGCCUCAAAACAGCAGCUUGGAAUUUGGGACAUGCUCUCCCUGAGAUAAUCCUGAUACCCACUACAACUAUGGGAAGUACUAUACUUUGACUUUCACAAAGUGCAUUAUUUUUUUAUUUUUUUAAACAUGCCUCAAAACAACAGCUACAAAAACAAUGAAGGCACACAGCUUCAGUCCAGAGUAUACUAGAGUCAUAAAGUAAACAAUAAUAUAGUCCUCCUUUAGUAGACUGCCUGGCAUACUGUAUAACAGGAAAUUAUAAACUGGGCUCAAUCUGCCCUGCUCUAACGUAUUUGUAUGAGUAACACAAAUGUGCUGCAAGCUAGUGGUGAGUGCUUGAAGUGGCCUAGCAGUCAGUCAGAGCUUCUGAAAUGCUGCGUUGAGACAGGGCACCUCUGUUCACUGCAAGCUGCAAAGUGUGUGCCAUGCAGGGCAGACUAGCCACACCAAACUCCACCGUAGCUUUUGCCACGCUGCGGGCGUUGUCCCUGACCACAAUGUGGGCUUUCGCCUUGGGGUGGUUUUUGUUGUAUUUUUGUCUUUUCUCUGCGGAGUCUUUAAGCGACAACUGUGUGGUACUACUUUUUUUCAGUGUUUGAUUUUCAUCCAUCUUCCGCUUGUAUUCAUCGUGUAUCUCCUUAUGAUUCUUGAAGAGGUGGGAGAUCUAAUUGCUCGUAUUAAAGGCAGACGUCUUGGUUCCUCCUCGCAUAACCAACUUUUUGCAGUCAUUGCAAAUUGCCAGUUUUUUAUCCGUCAGACACACUUCAAAAUAAUCCCAAACCAUGUCGUUCUGAACUCACUAUGUUCACUGCUCGCUGUACAUAUCCUACGAAGUCAGACCUACACUGUUUCUAUGUCCAUUUCUCAGAUGAUGCAAUUGUUGAUGACUGAAGUGCUGAUAUCAACCAAACUACACUCUUAGUGCUUUUCUUCUUUAUUCAGAGUAAUCAUUUGACUUAAUAAAGGUUUUUAACUAAAACAACUAAGAGGAAACUCAUUUG
Messenger RNA from Entelurus aequoreus (snake pipefish), 3937 nucleotides. Its product is annotated as zinc finger protein 883-like. The record is from RefSeq and is a predicted model, not a curated record. The transcript is spliced from 3 exons. Gene Ontology annotation, biological process: regulation of transcription by RNA polymerase II. Gene Ontology annotation, molecular function: RNA polymerase II cis-regulatory region sequence-specific DNA binding; DNA-binding transcription factor activity. The coding region runs from base 190 to 2043 and encodes 617 amino acids. NCBI's taxonomy places the organism in Eukaryota, Metazoa, Chordata, Actinopteri, Syngnathiformes, Syngnathidae.